AUGGAACAAACUGGCUAUAAGAUUACUUUAAUCGUUUCCAGUCUCGAAGAUGGUCGUUGGGUUACACAGUAUGAUUAUGAUGGCAACAUCAACAUAAAUUGCAUACCACAUUCUCUUAUAAAUGGACAAUCCGAGGCUAUUUCUAGUGUUUCAAGUCAUUUUCUCGGUGGAAUAAAAGGUUAUCUCUUCUUUGAGAUUGGUGAUGCUAAUUCAAGCAAUUUCCUUAUCUCCUGGGAUGUUCCAACAAUCGGCUCCCCUGUAUAUUCCAGUGAUGGACUUUCUGAAAAAAAGUAUACCAUUAAGUCCCAGAGAAGCCUUAACGAUACAGUUUAUUAUGUUACAGUUGAUUCAAAAACUCAUUGGAAUAUGAUAGUAGUCUUUUUCACAUUCCUCAUUUUACUGUGCUGUUGUUUCGGUUUUGUGAAAUUCUACUUAUCUAGAGAGCAAAAAUCUAAUUCCUUCGGACAGCAAGGACAACAAUCUUAUAAUCCCUUCAUAGAGCAAGGACAACAAGAAAAACAUACUUCAGAAGCUGUUUAA
Messenger RNA from Entrophospora candida, 540 nucleotides. The record is from the annotation of a GenBank genome assembly. Lineage: Eukaryota; Fungi; Glomeromycota; Glomeromycetes; Entrophosporales; Entrophosporaceae.